Nyctereutes procyonoides (raccoon dog) is the source of this 2412-nucleotide messenger RNA. RefSeq names its product NIMA related kinase 5 (gene NEK5). NCBI's taxonomy places the organism in Eukaryota, Metazoa, Chordata, Mammalia, Carnivora, Canidae. Gene Ontology annotation, biological process: protein phosphorylation. Gene Ontology annotation, molecular function: ATP binding; protein kinase activity. The record is from RefSeq and is a predicted model, not a curated record.
AUGGAAGGUAAUGAUCCCUUUUCUUAUGGAGAACAACUAGCUGUUUAUGUGAUGCAAUAUUGUGAUGGAGGUGAUCUCAUGAGAAGGAUGCAUAGACAGCAGGGAGUGUUAUUCGCAGAGACACAGAUUCUGAGUUGGUUUGUACAGAUUUCUCUGGGACUAAAAUAUAUUCAUGACAGGACAUAUAACAGGGGCAUAAAAGCGCAAAACUUUUUUUUUUUUUUUUUUUUUUUUAGCAAGAAUGGAAUGGUUGCAAAGCUUGUGGACUUUGGGAUAGCAAGAGUUCUGAACAAUUCCAUGGAAUUUGCUAGAACUUGUGCUGAAACCCCAUACUCCCAGUCUCCAGAAACCUGUCAGAAUAAACCCACAAGAAUAACACGUGGGUUGCCGACUAUCGGUUUGAAAGUCUCAGUGACAUUUGAGAGUAACAACUUACACCAGCUGGUUCUGAAGCUAUGCCAAGGACAGUUUGCCCCAAUAUCACCAAGGUUCGCUCAUGACCCACAGGCCUUGGUAUCUCAACUCUUUGAGGUGCCUCCCUGAGAUCGACUGUCUACGAAUUCCAUUUUGAAAAGGCCCUUUCUAGAGAAUCUUAUUGCCAAAUACUUUACUCCUGAGCCUAAAAUACAGAAAGCAAGAUUCCAGGGAAAGUGCCUCCCCAGAUCAAGGCUAGCAGCGCCAAUUAAAAGGAAGGAGAUGCUGUGUAGAAAUGAAUGGAGACCGCCAGGAGCCCAGAAGCCUGUAUCUAUAAAAAUAGUACAAAGGCCCAAACUUGCUGCAGUGCAUGGACAUUAUGACUAUUAUUAUGCCCAACUUGACAUGUUGAGGAGGAGAGCACACGAACCAAGUUACUGCUGGGUUCCUCAAGAAGAUCCUGGAGUUGAGGGGAAUUAUAAUCAGGAAGAAAGCCACAGUCCAUCACCAGGUCAACGGCCUGCUGAAUACCUUCAGGGGAAAUCUAAAGCUCAGUAAUAUAAAUUGAAAGUGGAAAAGCAAUUGGGUCUUUGUCCAUCUUAUGCUGAGUCAGAUCACAACCAGAGACAAAAGCUAAGAAGUAAUGGAGAAGAGUCUAGAUGUCAGGAGCUGCAGAUCAGGAGAAACAAAACGAAGAACAGGUUAGAAACAGAAUAUUGGAAGCAGUUAGAGGAAAUAUGUUAACAGUACCACAAUGAUAUGAAGGAAAUUAAAAAGAAGAUGAGGAGUGCCACAUUGGACACUCAUUCUUCCAUGUCUCGGGUCACUGCAUUUCCAAGAGGGGUGAAGCUUGAAAUUGGUUUAAACCAAUGUACUUCUGAUGAAAACACCCUCCAAGAGGAAGAGGCAGUGGGUGUGCAAAAUGAAACUUUGACCUUUGAGGAUGGCAUGAAGCUUAAGGAAUAUAAAUGUGUGAAGGAAUAUGAAGAUUAUACAGACAAAGCAUUUGAAGAGCUCUGCUGUCCAGAGGCAGGUAUGUAUCGUGCCCCUCGAAAGCCGUACGUGAGAAGGAAUGUUUUAUCAGCAAUCCGUCACAGCCCCCCUCCUCACUCACUUGCAACCCCAUUGUCACCUACCCCAGCUCCUCUGUCACCAGAGACCCAGCCCUUUGCUCUUGCUCUGAGCUGUCUCCUUGGGCAGCUGCCCCCAGCCAGCCGCUCCACGCCAUCCACUUUUCUCAUUAUCUGCUGGAAGCCUCCAUGGACAAAUCCCACUGGCCUUGCAGACUCAGCAUCUGUCCAGUUGAAUUUCAGAGCUCGUCCUUCCCAUCGAUCCUUUAUUUCGGGUACUGCCAGCAGCAGGUUGAGAGUUCCUGCUGCACAGCCAGGGUGGGCUCUCCUCCUCCUUCGCUCCCUCGGCCCCUGGUCUGGGGCCCUGUCGUCUGCAGCGGUAUGGUGUGGUAGUGAAUGCAUGGACUUUGGAGACAAGCUGUUCAUUCAAGAUACUGGUGCUGCUGCAGGGAAUGGGAGACAGUGGGAUGUGCGGGCUCCUCAGACGCUGGAGAUGAUGGCUGCGGGUAACACUACCUCCACCUGCUCCGCUGUGCCUGCAGGUGGCCGAGGGAUCGUGACCGAAGGCGUUCCAGAAAAUAGAAGACGGUGGCGGCAGGAAGCGCCAGGAACUUUAAUGAGCACGUUGGCUGCAGCACAUCUAACAAGUAGUUCGUUUUCUGCCAGCGAAGGAGAAUUGGUGGGAACAUUAAAACAAUGGCUUCCUAAAGAAGAUGAGGGGAAUGUGGAAAUGGCCUUUGGCAUUGAAGUAGACAAGGAACAACCAAGAUAUGAUGAUGAUGAUGAUGAUGAUGAUGAUACCCCCCGGGAACGUGGAACCGUGAAGGGAUUGGUACAAGUGUCCCGGGAGCGCUACACAAAAAGCUACUUUCACAAAUCCCAAGCUCUGGACAGGGAUGGAUUUGGGGCAGCACCGGGGCCUCCGUGA